AAUUGAAGACAAAAAAUAUCGGCGCGUUCACUGUAACAUUGCCACCAUGAAGAACAGAGGUAUCAAAUUAGUGGUGGCCAUUUUUGGUUUGGCUCUCCUGGCACAAAAUGCCAACGGGGCGGAUUCGACUACUGUCGAGGUCACCAUACCAAAAGGUACCUUGCAAGGGUUGGAAACACAGACUGCAUUAAAUGGCGUGACAAUGUACAGCUUUAAGGGUGUAAGAUAUGCAGCUCCAGCAACUGGUACACGAAAAUUCUCUGUUGCCGAAGAGGUCGAGGCCUGGGAUGGUGUUUACGAUGCAACUCAACACGGAUCAAGAUGCGCACAAAUUUGUGUAGCAUCUUAUUCAUAUUACAUUGGCUCAGAUGACUGUCUAUUCCUCAACGUCUACACUCCAAACCUUGAUGAUCAGGCUUCUUUACCAGUGAUGAUUUGGUUUCACGGUGGAGACUACAAUUUUGGUUCCGGCGACAGUGACGUUUAUGGACCCGAUUAUAUUGUCGAAAAUGGCGUCGUAAUGGUGUCGGUCAAUUACAGAUUGGGUGCAGUAGGAUUCCUCAACACGAAAGAUGCUGCUGCUCCAGGCAACGUGGGUCUUAAGGAUCAAGUUGCUGCCAUGAGGUGGGUCCAGGACAAUAUUGAAUACUUUGGUGGAGAUCCAGGACGCGUAACCAUCUUUGGUGAUGCUUCUGGUGCUGGAUCUGUACAGUACCACAUGAUCUCACCACUCUCUGCUGGUCUCUUCGCCCAUGCCAUUGCUCAGAGCGGUACCGUCCUAACUACCUGGUCCAUUUCCUAUACCUCAACCGCAGAUGCCUUCGCUUUAGGAAGAGUAUUAGGAAUCAAUACCACCGAUUCCACUGAACUCGUUAAUGGAUUACUGAAUAUUGAUUCUAAGGACAUUGCUAGGGCAGCUUUUGGGAUGACUACAACUAAGGAGACAAUGGCAGGAGCUCUAUUCGUGUUCAGACCUUCAGUCGAGGUUGACGUUGGUCAGGAUAUAUAUCUUCCUGCUGAUCCUUGGCAACUUUUAAAAACCGGCCAGAUCAACGACGUUCCUUAUGUAAUGGGUUUCAAUAAAGACGAAGCGAUUAUAAUCGCUACUAGUAUCAGUAACGCAGAAUUCUUCAAUAGUAACUUCGACGGUUUCCUGCCUGUGGAACUGAAUCUCACAGCCAGUAGAGACAGUGAAGAGAUCAGCGAAGACGUUACAAAACUGAGAAACUUCUAUUUUGGUGGAAAUAAUAUCACCACCAACGACGUGCUGCCAUAUAUCGAGCUUCAGAGCGACAUAUACUUCACGUACGGGACAGCCUUCUCUUUAAAAAUAAUGGCGACCUACAUGAAAAGUCCUAUCUACAAUUAUCUUUUUACGUAUGACGGACAACUUGGAUUCUUCAAAAAAUUCUUCCGCAUUAAUAUGACGUCGGGCGUAGCCCAUGCAGAUGAAACUGGCUAUAUGUUCUAUCCGGCUGCUCUUGGUAUUACGCCAGAAAUUGGAUCGACAGAAGAAAAAAUGGUUUAUGCAAUGACUAGAAUGUGGACAGAUUUUGCAAAAUAUGGCAAUCCAACUCCAUGCCUUUCUGAGAACGUUACCACAAUUUGGGACGAAAUGACGAUAGAUGGAAAUUAUUUGGACAUCAAUCCAGAUUCAUUCAUGGACCAGAAUGUCUUUAAUGAUAGAGUCAAAUUGUGGGCGUCUAUAUUCAAAAAUGUUCUUGGCGAUUAUUAUUCUUAUUUCGAGUGAAAACUUGUGUAAAAUGUCAAACAGUGCUGACGGUACUUUUGUGUAAAAUAAUAAUAAUAAUUUAUAACGUAAAUAAGUGUA
Messenger RNA from Cephus cinctus (wheat stem sawfly), 1831 nucleotides. Its product is annotated as esterase FE4. The record is from RefSeq and is a predicted model, not a curated record. NCBI's taxonomy places the organism in Eukaryota, Metazoa, Arthropoda, Insecta, Hymenoptera, Cephidae. The transcript is spliced from 10 exons. The coding region runs from base 47 to 1750 and encodes 567 amino acids.